Salpingoeca rosetta is the source of this 2298-nucleotide messenger RNA. RefSeq lists its product as uncharacterized. The record is from RefSeq and is a predicted model, not a curated record. The transcript has 2 exons. The coding region runs from base 160 to 1386 and encodes 408 amino acids. NCBI's taxonomy places the organism in Eukaryota, Choanoflagellata, Craspedida, Salpingoecidae.
AAGCACGUCUGAACCAUUUCCCUCCCCCCCCCCCUCUCUGAUACAGCAAUCACCCUCGCUUCCCUUCCCUCGCCUUUUGCUUCCCUUGCUUCCCUUGCUUCCUUGCCUUUUCUCCCCACCUUCUUUCCUUCCUUGCUUCCACACACGACGACGACGACGAUGCCCGGCAAGCCCAAGCGGGCCUUUAGCCAGCCGUUGGACGGCCAGCACCCGGACCACCACAACCCGCCCAUCGCCGUUGUGCCGCCACACUUGCAGCAGUACUUGCCCACCAGCAGCGCUGCCGCUGCCGUCGCCACCACCACAAGCAGCACCACAAGUAGCAGCAGCAGCAGCAAGGCGGCACGCAAGAAGACCAGGCGAAAGAGCACCAGCAGUGGCAGCGGCGGCGGCAGCAGUGGCAGCUACGGGCUUCGCCGCAUGAGCGCCUCGCAGCCAACCACCCAGCCCCGGCCCGUGCCCAUGCGCCCUCGACGUGGCGCGCCCCGCGCGUUCCCCUCCCAGUUCCAUCGCCUCCAGGCAAGCGGCGCCGCCAGCGCGCUGUGGAGCCCAAUGCACAUGCGCUACAGCGCGGCUGAGCUGCUGGACACCACCUCGGACAGCAACUGCGUCACCUCCGCCGACGACGACGAGGACAACGAGGUGGACGAGGUGGACGAGGAGGCCGUCAUCCACAACCCCCCAGAUGACGCUGGCGACCGCGCCGUCUUCACGCAGCACGCGCCCUACGCGUCCGCCUUCACCUUCACCUCCACCCCCACCAACCCCAGCAGCAGCAGCAGCAGCAGCAGCAGCAGCAUUUUCGGCUUUGCGGGCGCCGCCCUGCACAACGACAGCACCGGUCACGAUGAUGAUGAUGAUGGUGAUGAUGGUGAUGACGACGAUGGCACGGCAAUGGACAUGGACAUGGGCAUGGACAGCCACGCCGCCGAUGACGACGACGACAGCGAUGUUGAUGUGGACGAAGGUGAUCUGGCUGUGCUGAAGGUGGCACAGGUGGCACAACAGGCUGCAGGAAGCCAGAGCAGGCCCAAGCCGGCGCUUGCGCAGACGCAGCCCAUUGCAGCCGGCAUCGCCGCCUUCCAAUCGCCGUGCGCGCCUCGCACGCGGCGCCGCGUCACUCCUCGCCUCAGCAUCAGCCAUGGCAGCGGUGGCAGCCCGCAGCAGCAGACUGCCGGGUGCCCUGCGUGUGCCGAGGAACCGCGCCCCAACAUGGUCUGGUUUGUGGGCCACCAACAAGGGCACUGCGACGAGCACGUGCACGUUGUUGCGCGGGACGGGCCCAAGGAUGCGCUCAAGAUCCGCCACUACCUCGCCCGCCGCAGCAAUCCAGGCGUGCCGUGCAGGAUGCUGACGCUGCCUGAGGAAAUGGUGCAGGCGAAUUGACCUAUCCCACCGCGAUGACACCCGCUCACGUUCUCUCUCUGUCUGUCUCUCUGUCUGUCUCUCUCUAUUUCUCCUUUGUAUCAUCUCCUGUGCAAUGGCCAUCCCCGUGUGCCUGUCCUGCAGACACACACGCGUUUGUUUUUCUCCCUGUGGCACACAGAGCGCUGGGCGUUCUCCGUUGCUUCGUGUAUGUGCGCGUGUCUGUGUUUGCGCGCGUUUCGGUGCGUUGUCUUUGCGCAUGCGCCGCGCUGUUCUAACUGCUUUGCUGUUCUCUCUGCUGCUUGGCACUUUGUUGUAUGGUGUCUUUUAUUUUCCACCACCAUUUCGUGCCCACAAUGUGACAUUGUGACUGACCUGCUUGAUGACCUAACUGAAGAUAUGUGCGGCUGGCUUCCUCCUGCUGCUGCUUUGCUGUUAAAUGUUGUUUGAUGUUUAUUGUUGCUGCUGUUGGUACAUAGUGCCUUGCCUGUCCCCGUGUUAUUUUUGUGCUCGCCCACACGGCAACCUCGCGCCCUCUCGCUCCCCAUGCACUGCUGCGACUGGGCAUGCGUGCUCCUCGUGCUUCUGGUGUGACGCGCUUCCCACAGCUGCGCCUUCACCACACACACGCAUGCACGCAUUUGCGCGCCCUUUUUUUUUCCUUUGGUUUCUACGCUGCCACUGGUGCUCGUGCACACUUGGCAGUGCACAUGAAACAAUGGCGUGUGAUGUGACAGUCACUCUACCCUCCCUCUUCUCCCUCCUUCCUUUGCCCCGCUGCAUGUUGUGUUCAUGAUCACAUGCACCAUGCAUUGCUGCCGUCACGUGCAUGUCGCAGGGUCGUUUGUCGUUUGUCGUGUGCGUGUUUGAGCCUACUGAAUCGUCGCUUCCGUGUUGUUCUUUUCUGAAACAUUAAACUACGCCCCCCCCAUG